Benincasa hispida (wax gourd) is the source of this 522-nucleotide messenger RNA. RefSeq lists its product as uncharacterized. The record is from RefSeq and is a predicted model, not a curated record. Lineage: Eukaryota; Viridiplantae; Streptophyta; Magnoliopsida; Cucurbitales; Cucurbitaceae.
AUGAAGCUUGACGAGUGGGCAUAUAGGACUGCCUAUAAAACAGCAGUACGCAUGUCCCCAUAUGCAUUGGUGUUUGGGAAGGCAUGUCAUCUACCACUGCAAUUAGAGCAUAAGGCGCCGUGGGCAGUGAAGAAACUUAACUUUGAUCUAAAGUUCACAGGGGAGGAGAGAAAACUUCAGUUACUCGAGCUAGACGAAUGGAGAAUUCAAGCAUAUGAAAAUGCCAAGAUCUACAAUGAAUGUACAAAGCGUUGGCUUGACAAGCGAUUGUGUGAAAGGAAUCUCCAGGUUGGUCAGAAGGUCUUGCUAUUCAAUUCUAGGCUACGACUCUUUCCGGCCAAAUUGAAAUCAUGCUGGUCCGGAUCAUUCAUAAUUAAAGAAGUAUUCCCACACGGUGCGGUCGAAUUAAUAAAUGAAGAAGGGACCAAUGCAUUUAAGGUCAAUAGACAAAGAGUCAAGAUGUAUCAUGGAGGAGACUUUCAUCACGAGAAAUCCUCCGUGGACCUGAGGAAUCCAGAAUGA